This is a messenger RNA of Monodelphis domestica (gray short-tailed opossum), 5560 nucleotides long. It is a transcript of the gene SPRN, whose product is annotated as shadow of prion protein. Gene Ontology annotation, biological process: protein import into nucleus. The record is from RefSeq and is a predicted model, not a curated record. Lineage: Eukaryota; Metazoa; Chordata; Mammalia; Didelphimorphia; Didelphidae. Gene Ontology annotation, molecular function: nucleic acid binding. Gene Ontology annotation, cellular component: nucleus; membrane.
AGAGUAGGAAAGGGAUUGGGGGAAGGGGGGAGGCAUGUGAGCUUUGUGGCUCCUGCCCACCCCUGAAGCGCCAAGAGGGCUGAGCCUCUAUCCUUCACCCUCCUCCCACCCCCUCAUUCAGGGAGGAGUCUUUCAGAUGCAGUCACAAGUCCAGAGCCAGCACUGCUUCUGCACCAGGAGGAAGAUCUGGAAUCUGCCAUCUGCUGGGGUAGGGAUCCCAGGAUCAGCACCACAGCCUCGGAUAGCAGCAGCUCCCUAAGGGGGAAUCUAGUCUUACAGCUAGUCGGGGUCCUGAGGCUCCAGUUCUGAAGAUGAAUUGGGCAGCAGUAACGUGCUGGACCCUUCUGCUCCUAGCUGCUUUCUUCUGUGAGAAUGUCACCAGCAAGGGAGGUCGUGGGGGAGCCCGAGGGGCAGCGCGUGGCAGGAGCCGCAGCAGCAGCAGCAGUAGCCGGAUGAGAAUGAAGUCUGCCCCCCGCUACAGCUCCUCCGGCUCAGCCUUCCGAGUGGCAGCCGCGGCCUCGGCAGGGGCUGCUGCAGGGGCUGCUGCAGGAGCAGUCGCUGGGGCCGCUGGGAGGAGAAUGUCUGGAGAGGUAGGCACCAGUGUCAACUUGGAGAGGGACCUCUACUACAGCAACCAGACAGGUGAAGGCAUCUACAGCUACAGGUGGACAUCAGGGACGGACCGUGGGGGCGUGGAGCCCAACCUUAGCCUCUGCUUGACACUGGGUUUCUUUCAGCUCUUUCAUCCUUAGAAUUGAGCUCUUCCCAGAGGGAACUGUGAUCCUUUCCCCUCCGUAAGCCAUCGGUCCCACCUGUUCCUGUCCCAUUUUCCUCAGCCACACCUUCUUGUCCUAAUGCUUUCAUCUCUUGCCUUCUAGAGUAGCUUCUAAGGAGCCAUGUUCACUCCUUUCCUUUGAGCUCUUCCUUAACUGCCAAUGACCCCAAAAAGGGCUUUGAGAGAGUUAGAGAGGAUGUGAGGUGAGCCAAUGAGUCCAGGUCCAGAUGUGAAGGAGCACCAGGUCACUGGGAGCAUGAAGAGGACCACUCUAGAGGACUCUUGUGGUCAAGGUGGACCACCUCAAAGGGAAGUUGGGUAUUUCCCCCAGAGUUCGCUUUUCUAGGGCAACUUUAGCUGCCCAUUUACUUAGCCCCACUCCUGGUGGCAUUAGUUCCCGCACAGAACCCCACUCCCCCAUUUCUUUCCCCUUAGGUUCUUCACCCAGGGGUCCAAUGAAGGGAAAUGACUUUCUCACUUCUGCCAAUGUUUGGGAGUCCUGAGAACAAGAGGAAACAUGGGAAUGAGACCCUACAGCUCUAUUCCCACCAGAUUCCCACUGCCAUGCCCCAACUCUCAUACUCUCUUCAGAGAGAAAUCUUAAAGAGGUGCUGAGCCCAAGCCAAAGCCCAAAGCAUGAUGACCAACACCCAAAGAGAGUAGCUAUGGAAGCUUCUGGUACCUAAAUUGAGGCCAAAGAGGAUUGGCAACAGAAAGGAGGAACACAGAGGGUGUUCUCCAUUACUAAGACAAGCAAUAGAGUUAUCCCAGAGUUCUAAGCCUUGGGAAAAUAUGGACUGCCUCCUCAUACUGCCCUUUUACAUGAAAUCAUGGGGCACGAUUUAGAUUUCAACCAAUCCCAAAUGAAGAGAGGGCAAUUUGGCACGGCUCUAGAAGAAAUUCACUUACUGCAGAAAAAUAAAGGUGCUUCUGAAGCAUUUCCAUUCAUUCAGAAAAGGAGUUCAUUUCUAACUAAAGAAGUCUUGGUGGCCCCUGCCAAGGGGAUCACACAGGGGCCCCCCUUCCUAGGACCCACUUUAUUUUUUAUUUCCCUUUGGUGUCAAUUUCUUGGGCACAGCAGUCUGAUCUAAUCUCAGUCCUCUGGCUGUGGCAAUACUGAACCACUCUGGACACUGGUCUGUUGAUGAGCACCUCAUUUAAGCCUGACUUUCCUGCCUUCUGGAUUUGUACUCAACAUUUGGCUAAAGAGUUUGGGGGAGAGAUCAUGAUUUGAGACUUUAAGUAUGAAAUAAGAAGAGAGAAAUAUCACAUUUCAACUUGAAUGUCUUUUUUCAUUCAAGAUUUUUUUGUUUACCAAUCUCAAUUAUUAUACCACAAGGAAGUCCUCACCUAUCAACUGUAGGAAUUUUACAAACUAAUUUCUAUUACUUUUCACUAAAGGACCUUCCCUAGAAGUAAAGACUGGUUUCUGAUUCUAGGUAAGAUUUUUCAUACUCUCAUGGAUCUUCUGCCUGAGUGACUCAUCAUUGUGAAGACUAAUGAAAGUGGGGAUCGUGUCUGAACCAAGAUAAAAAAAAUGCAACACCCCAAAUAAGUCAGGCCUUUGGGUCUAAAAAUCAAGUGAAUUUCUCUAGUGAGCUGCUAACUACACUGGGGUUUUUCUGUUCAGGUGCCCUUUGAGGAGAAGCCUUGGAAGGUUGAGGGAAGCUGGAUUUCACCAUCUAAUAAAAAUGAAAAAAGUAAAAACUGACAAGUUUUUAUGCUGAGCACUAUGUGAUCCAUUCUGUUCUGGAGUCAAAAGAAAGAAUUGUUUUCUUUCCCACUUCAACAACAUCCAUUACAAUUUGCUACUUUUCCCCCCCUAAUCGCAAAAGAAACUCAGUGAGGUGCAGAGCAGAGACUCCAAAGAAUGCUCACCUCCAAGAAAAGUCAAGCAGUUCAUUAAAAGAAUGCAAUAGCCUAACUUUGGAUAAUCUUGGAUCAGUGAGAUAUUUAUUCACUUAAAAUCAAUACUUUAAUCCUUCCCAGUCAAAUUGUCUCACUUCCAGGUACAAUGGAACUUGGGAGAAGGAGGGAGGAUCCCAUUUUCAUCACCCAUCUACAGUUCAGCUAUUACCAACUUUGUUCUAGGUUCUUUGUACCUACUCAUGUUCUUUCCUCCCAAAAUAAGAAAUUCUGAUUCUUAAGAUACUCAGUAUUUGAUAACACAAUGAAGACUGGUCUUCAACCUUGUGGAAAAAAAGUCAUAGUUUUUUUUUUCUUAUAGAAGAGAAAAUUGAAACCACAGGUGCAUGGAUUUUCUUGGAAUGCCUCCACCAACAAAAUCCUAAAAGAGGUUCAGCAUGAUCUUUGGUGCUUCUGGCUAAAGAGCCAGUCAUGGCAGCCCUGGACUGAUGGCUCAGGACAUGAGCCUUGGAGUCCUAGGACUGCAGAGGUACCUUGUGCCUUCCAGACUUCUGAUACACAAACAUAAAAGCUUGCUUCUCCUAGCUAGUCAAUAGCUUUCCCAGGACUUUACUAAAACAUCCUAAAAAAAGUUCCCUUCAGAACACUACACAUGGUCUAUGGGAGUGAAAAGGCCUGGAAUGAAAGAUCAAAAAAGGAGCCAAAGAAGAACCUUCUCCUGGGUAACAGUCUCAUUAUUCCUUAAUGAACCCUGAUGAACAGACUUGAAUGAAGAUUCCAAAAGGACAAUGAACAAGCACGUUUUUUCUGAAGAUUUGAGCACUGGUAGACACAAUUCUGAGGCCUGCUAUACACCGCCCUCUACUUGCCUCUUCAACCAAUGCUAUAAGCAUGGAUCUAUCUCUGCAUGCCAAGACUGGCAUUAUGCUAGUGGAUAUCAUGACAUCAGUCAAAUUUGGUGGAGAGAGAUAUACUAACCCAUGCCUUUACCAAAGGUACCCCAGGUAAUCCAAUGAACAAAAGAGUGGCUUGCCAGUGAACAAUAAGACUCCACUGGGGGGUUUGGGAGGGAGGAGGGGCACCCUCACAGAGUCCAACCAACAUGCUAGGGAUCUUUUUCUAGUUCUCCAAGAUUUAUGGGAAGACAUAGAAAAGAAUUUAAAGGCAUAGAUGAACUGAGAGCUGUACUGUUGGAGAGGGUACAUAUCUCAAUGAAAUAAUAGGCAUAGUAAAUGAGACCAGCAAUCCCGAGGUUUACAUUUUUCACAUUAUGAAUCUGAACAGAAACCAUUUUUGAGAUUUUACCACUGAAAAUUUGCCUGAGACAAAAUACUAAGAAGUUUGAAGUCUUCUUUAUGAAACUAUUAAGAGGGUUUCUUGAAUACUAAUCAAAGUAUUUUUUUAAUGGUGUAGGGCACUAGAUAGAUGAGCAGGGAAGAUUUCUAACCCUUUAGUCAAGAGUAUCCCUCUUUAGGAGGUGACAGACAUCAAGAGUAUCCCUCUUCGGGGAGGGGAGGUGUGAUAGAUCUUUCUUAACUCUCCCUUCAAACCAGCUGUUUUGGCUACUGUUCGAAUAGUCAUCUAAAUCCAAAUGCAAGUCAACUGGCACUAACAAGUCUGCUGCUUAAACAGCAUGUCAAGUUUUUGUAGUAAACUUACUACAUUCAAAAUGGUUUUAAUCAUGGUAGGUACCAAAUAAGGAAAAUGCCAAACCUAUGUAAUCAGAAACCAUCAGAGACCAUAUCAACCAAAUGAGACAAGAGUCACAAGGGAGGUCGGAUAAUGCACUUCUUAUGUAGAUGCACUUGAGUAAACUAUUCUAAUCAUUAAAUAUUUUUUAAAAUUGAAAAUUAACAGUGAACUUGUAUCUUAAAUAACACAUCUAACAUUUCUCAAGAGAUAGUUUUCUUUCAUUUUGUCGAAUCUGAACACAGAAUAUAUUCAGUAUUUAGCAGUGACCUUAAAGUUUUACACUGAUUAUUUUUGUUUCUUCCCAAAGUUUUUGGGAACUGAAAAUGUCCCCAAAUGCACUUUUUAGGUGAAUGUAUGACUGUGGACAAUUAACUUCACUCUCUGGGCCUGUCUUCUUUUUUUUUUGUUUGUUUUUUUUUUUGGCCUGUCUUCUUAUACACAGAAUCAAAGGGGGUAGAUCAAACUUCCAAUUAUGGGAAUAGAACAAAGCAUUGGCUGUCAAAACCACUACAAAGACAUCCUCAACAACCAUACUAGAAUACGGUACCCACCUGUUGUGAUUAUAGUGGGCAGAUUAGGAACAGGUACUAAUAGCCCAAAUAUAGCUGUUUUGGUUUUUUCUGUUUUUUUAAUAUUCCAGAUACCAGUAUCUCUUUACUCUAGACCAAGGAGUCUUGGACUUAACCUGGAGUCCCUGAACUUUUAAAAAUAUUUUAUAUUCAUAUAUCGAUAUAGUUGGUUAACUUUAUAACCUUAUAGAUUUUACUUUCACAUUUAAAAACAUCAUUCUGAAAUAGGAUCCAUAGGCUUCAUCGACUAUCCAAGGGAUUCAUAACAAAAACAAGGUUAAGAUCCUCUAUAGACUAGACCCUUUCUAUACUGCCUUUUCUAGUGUCAUGGCACAGGCUAAAAAACUCAAAUAAGUAAUUACAAUAAAAUCCUACCAAAAAUCCUUCAAUAAAGUAGAAUUCAAUUGACUAAAAUACUUUGAAACUAUAUACUUUUUAAUAAAUAUUUACUGAUUUCUCCCCACUAUUUUAGCUACUACUGUUAGUUAAGAUUGUAUUAACUUUUUAAAAAUGAAGACUUCUAGAAUUCAUUUAUUAGGGUUGACUCUGAGGACUUUUGUCCUAUAAGCUAUUCUACUUGACAUAUGACAUGUAUAUAUGGUCCAUUGCUUCAAUGACUGUUUGUGGGUUUUAAUUAAAUACUGUUACAACAAUGGAA